Molecule: messenger RNA, 2103 nt
Organism: Closterium sp. Naga37s-1
Lineage: Eukaryota; Viridiplantae; Streptophyta; Zygnematophyceae; Desmidiales; Closteriaceae
Source: the annotation of a GenBank genome assembly
AUGGAGGAAUUGUCGUACAGAAAAUCGGUCGAUGAAAUAUUAACGGAUGAGGUCCUAACGGGGGAUAUUCUAGCAGAGUCGAUCCUGACGGAGGACAACCUGACGGAGGAAAUCCUGACGGAGGAGAUCCUAGCGGAGGAGAUGUUAGCAGAGGAGAUACUAACGGUGGAUGGCGUGUUACAAAAGUACGUGGGCGAGCUAGGCCCGUGUCAGAUCCGCCAUGCCGUGCUCGUCGCAUGUGCGUGGUCCCUCGAGGCGCUUUUCACGUUCAUCAUCAUCUUCACAGAGCGCAUGCCAGCGUGGCAUUGCACAGCACCCUCCUGCGUCGGGAAGACUCUCUGCCAGGUGGACGCGGAGCAGCAGCGUGACAUGUGGCAGCAGAAGGCAGGCCAGCAGGAGAAUGCCACGUGGCAGUGGUCAGAGCCAACAAGCGUUUCAGUGGUGUCAGAGUGGGGUCUCAUCUGUGGGCAACAGGCGCUGCUAGCAUGGAUCGACUCGGGAUACUUCAUGGGUUAUUGCGCCGGUUCGUGCUUCUUCGCGUUCCUCUCAGACGGCCCUCUGGGUCGCAAGCGCACUCUCCUCCUCGCGUCCCUCCUCGCCUCCCUCCUCACAACCCUCACAGCCCUCACGCCCUCCCCUCACUCGUACGCUCUCCUGCGUCUGCUCACCGGCAUCGCCACAUCAGGCCUGGGCAACACGUGCUACGUGCUUGCAGCAGAGCUCAUUGGGCCCAGCCACAGAGGACCAGCUUCCAUGCUUGUCAACCUCUCAUAUCCCUUUGGUCAAAUGCUCCUGCCUGCCCUCGCCGCGCUUGCCUCGGCGGUGGGUCCGGAAGAGGCCGAAGCAGUGUAUUGGUGGUGGCAGAAGGAGGCACCGGCAGGGAGAGUGGGUCCUGUGGUUGCUGCUGGGUCAGCGGCUGUGCUACACGCACCACCGGCAAGGUGGGAUGUAGCUGCACCAGAAGCAUCCGCCGCCCCGUCGUGGCGGCGCCUGUAUUUGCUUGCUGGAGGGGGAGUUGGCGGAGUGUACUGUGCGCUUCUCCUCCUCCCGCCGCUGCUGCUCGCCGUCCGGCCAAUCAUGUCCCAGCACGUGGCAAAAAUAAUGGGUUUCUUGGCCAGGAAAGACAUCCCUGCAGCGUCGAGAGUGGGUGUUGGAGGUGCGGGUAUUGCAGGAGGAGAUAGUUACGAUAGCAGUCAUCUUUUUGUGCCCCAGUCAGUGGAGGCGCAAGGCGAGAACACGGCAGGGGUAUUUGAGGAAGAAGCACAGGCAGUGGCCCAAGGAGGGGGGAGGAGAGGGGGGUGCAGCACAAGGGUGGAGACAGAAGCAGUAGCGGCCCUGGCAAGGUGGGGAGGAGGGGAGAGCAGGGCAGUUACUCAAGCAGCUGAGGUAGUUGUGAGGCGUCACAAGGCUCAGGGAGUGGUUUGGAAAGAGCUUAGAGCAGUUACAUGGGUGUGUGAGUCGCCGAAAUGGCUGCUGGAGAGGGGAGGAAGAGGGGGAGCACUGCAAGUGUUGCAGGGUCUGGCGAAGGGGAACGGCCGGGUGAUUCCUGCGGGGGUGGUGCUGGUUCCUGAUGUUUGGGCAGCUGGAAACUGUUCACCUGGUGGCUGCGUUGCUUCCUGUGCCGCCAGCACAGCUGGUGCAGCAGGCAGCACAGGCGGAGGUGCAGCCAGGGGGGAGUUGAGGGAGUCACCAUCACCCAGGGCGCAUCUGCACCGUCUGUCGCUCGGAGGUGAUGAGAGUGCAGCUGGGGGAGGUGGAACAGCAGGUGCAGCAGGCAGCACAGGUAGAGGAGGUGCAGGCAAGGGUGGGGGCUUGCAGGAGCUGCUGUGGUCGCGGGUUCACCUGCAGCGGCUGUGCCUCAUGGUACUGCUCUUCCUCACCUCCUCCUCUCUCUACAACGGCCUCACCCUCAACACCGCCAACCUCGCCACUGCUCUUGCGGACCAACUCGCAGCAGCAGGCAGCGGCGGCAGCAGCACCACUCUCACGAGCAGCAGCAGUGUGACGAGCAGCAUUGCAGCAGCGACGCAAAUGGGGGAGGAAGUGGCAGCGACAGGGGAGGCAGCAGGGGAAGCAGCAGUGGAAGCAGAAGAGAGCUGCUAA